UAUGCGUGUACUUGACCACGCCUCCUUGGGCACCGGCUUCGUAGAGAAAAAAGAACGAAGGAGAAGAUAGGCUUUGCACUGCCAUAAAUGUCACGUAUUGUAUUCAUUGUUCGCCCUUCGCCCUAGCAUGGCAUCGCCAGCAGCUCUAACUAUAGAGAGUGCUAAUAGUAACUCGGACCGGGCGGCUCUGGGCUCGAGUUUAGGCAGCCAUCGGUCGUAUGGGACUGUGAAGGAGCCUUCUUCAGCUCUGACGGCCAGCGGGAGGCUGUGUGGAGGCUAUACGGAGCACACGGUGGACGAACGGGACACUCUGCAAGGACUGGCGCUAAGAUACGGCGUCUCGGUCCACCAUAUCCAGAGACUAAACAACCUGUGGGACAGUGGAUCAAUCCACAGUAGAACGACCCUCAAGAUACCCAACUCAACACUCACUCCCAGUCCCACUCUCAAAUCAAAGAAACAGCAACCAAUGGCAUCGUCUCUUCAAGACAUUCACCAAGUCAGCGACGGCAGAGGAGGAGAAGGGGAGGAAGUUAAGAGGAAACCGACAGGUCAACGAGGGGGUGGGGCUUCAUACGAGCCGUUCCAGGAAAAAUCGAUUGCUAGCUUGUUGACGGCAGCUGAUGAAAGGAUCAUGGCAAUGCAUAGGUUUAACGAGAAAUUGGCUCUGAAAAUGUCCCGUGUUGUCACUCUUUGCCUCAAUUUCCUGCCAUUUUGCUGCUCCCAACUGAAUGUGUGCAAUAACUACAUCAUCACAUGCACCGUAUACACUGUACACAGGGCCCACCUGAAGCAGCCAGCAGACUCCUACAACAGACCACGAGCAUCUCUCUCACCAUCUGACCUCUCAAUCCAUUCUUCCUCCUCUCCACUCUCCUCUCUGGAGGUCAUAGUGGAGAGAGGGGGUAGCAAGAAACGAAGACAGAGAGCCAAGGAGGGCUCGGAAUCUCUCUCUUACUCAAGGGACAUCAUUGAAGAUCACGUAUUCGAGCUUUAGUCAUUCUCUCUCCGUUUGUAUAUGUUUGUUUGUCUAUCAAGGGCAUUAUAAUAAUGAUGGAACUGCGGCUAUAUAAUUAUUCGUCUGCGUUGUCAAAACUGUCACGCAUGCGCAAUUUUGCAGGUGAACGAGCCCCACCUCCUAUGACGUAAUUAUUUUGUUUGCGAGUCAACGAGAAGUGUGCAUGUUGCAAAAAAACGUCGAUUCGACUAUAUAUUACCGGGAAGAGACGUGGAAGAAGGCUUUUGGACGACCUCGGAUCAACCAUGGUCUGCCACUACUGGCUACCGGGGCUUCUGUUGCUCUGCCAGUUGGUGGCAUCAGAAUCUUUGACAAUAUACUACAGGACUCCCUCUGUCGGAGGUAUAGGUGGAGGUACGGUACUGAGCAUCGAGGGACGAGGCUUCGCCGAAGACGUCUACGCUAGCUCCAACGUCGUCUGGUUGCAGGGAGGAGACGGGACCAAAGUCCUCUGCGACUUUAUCAGCUACACAGCCACCACCUCCCGCAUUCAGUGCCGGACUAGGGCCUACCCCGGAGCCACCGAGGGAGAGGAUUCCCCACCUCUCAAGAUAGCCGUUGCCACCGGCUCUCAGACCCUCGUAUCCACCUACACCUUCACCUACAGAUGGAGAUACACUUUCUCAGUUCAGACGGUGUACCCAAGUUCAAGUCCUCCGGGCUCUCUCAUAGAGCUGGCUGGUAAUCUCCCUGGAACCACCUACACCUACGACAGACUAUACAUGGGAGACCUGCAGUGUGACCACAUUAACAGCGGCACUGGGCUCGCCUACGGCCUCCGCUGGUACCAGAGCAAGCGCCACGCCAAGUGCAGGGUCGAGAACCAGAUGGUGGGAGCUUACAAUGCCAGCAUACAGUUCAGAGACUGGGGCAAUACGUACGGAUCAUCGUGGAACCACAGCGAAGCAAUGUACCUCAUGUUUGAUGGGUCUCUGGGCAUGUUCGAGGUUUUUCCAGACAUCCAUUCUGUCAAUCCACACACUGGCAGUAGACUCGGGGGAACAUUCAUCACAAUCAAAGGCUCAGGAUUCGGUACCAGUUCCCUGGAUAUCGAGGUCGAUGUGGACGGUGUUCCAUGCCAGGUUCUCUCCCUCAAUGCCACGCACAUUCAGUGCUGGACAGGUCGUCCCCAUGACAACGACCUUUCAAUUGCUGACGAUGAUGGGACUUUCAGUAUAACUGCUUCUGGACAUAGGUUCAAAGGGUCUCGUGGAGUGAGUGUCAGGACCUACACCACUGGGUCCAUUAGCAGUCUGGAGUCACUCCGGAGUCACUCCACUUACCCCGACAGCCCCAACUUUUACUCCGUCUACCCAUCUUACACUUCCCACACCUACAACCGGAGAAACUACUAUGGCGAGAGACUGGAGGCUUUCUUUAACCCCCAAGCCACUGGAGACCACUCAUUCUUUGUGGCUGCUGACAGGCUGGCUGAGAUGCAGUUUACCAGUGGAUCCAACAUCAACAACCUUGGCCCGCCAGUGGCCAGUACUAACUAUGCUAGUGGGUGGAUGAACUACUACAGUCAGAGUGAAAACCAGCGCUCAGAGAAGAUGAUGCUGGAGGAAGGACACGACUACCUUCUUGUCAGCGAGUUUGCUGAUAAUAGUGGGCACGACUACAUCAAUGUGGCUGUGCUGAUGCAUGAGACUCCAUACACCUACUCCCAAACCCAGCAGUCCAACAGAGAGCGUCAGCUCAUCUCUCUCUCCACCACAGUCCGCUACGAGACACAGUCUCUCCGCGUCGUCCUCAAUGCCAGCCAACUGCUGCCAGCUGAGAGUGGGAGUGAGGAAGAGGAACACGGUGUCCUGCUGGGUUGGGGUGGCGAUAAGAGAGCCUUGGUGACUGCAGCUGAUCUUCUCAAUAAUCCAAAUGACACAGUGGCCUCGGCUCUCCUAUCUCUCUUCUGGGCCGAGUGUUCAUAUCUCACAGAGUCCAGUAUAUUCCACAUCAAAAACUGGAACGACGCAGUCUACGGGUUCGAGGACGAGACUCAUGCCAGUGACGACGACGUUGCGCUGUGGCAGGGAUGGGAUGGGGACGCCCCAGCAGUGGUACGGAACCAGUCCCUAUGUGGAAGGAGCUCUCUCUACCUCAGAGAAGGACGGAGUCUAGUGUUCAACUUGCCAGAAGAUAGUAAUUUAGCUAUUGAACUGGAGGACUACCCAUACUACAUGUGUAUGGGCUACAAGCUGCCACCUGGCUACGCGUUCUCCCUCAUGUUUCGACUGAGUGGGUUCGGUUACUGGCUGUCUGCCUACUUCAAUCGCGACAUCACAGGCAUCUCUUCGGUUAGCUUGGGCGAGAUUUCAACCUGACAGCAAUGCAGACAUGAUCAAGAUGUGAUCAGUGGCACUAUCACCUGCAUCGACCUACAGGCCAUCAUAGCCAAUGGGUUUCUCCCCACCAGACAGCUACGAGUACCAAUGGUGUCCACAUCCUGGAUGGGUUCGGGUGUCUACGCAGACGAGAUCCUGCGUCACGAGGGUUCUACGUGGACGAAUUCUCAUUCGCACACCUUUGCAAGAACACUGGACAUUGAGACUUAUGUUUCCUCCCUCAUCUGCUAAUGGAAUAAUUCUUGAGAACAUCACUGCCACCAUGAGAGUGCUGCCCUUGGCACACGUGUGUGGUUGCUGUGACGGUAACUGGAGUUUAUCCCCUCGAUUGUGGCUACGACAUUCACUCCAUUCUCUGCCGAGUUGACCAAUGAGCU
Geodia barretti is the source of this 3737-nucleotide messenger RNA. The record is from the annotation of a GenBank genome assembly. NCBI's taxonomy places the organism in Eukaryota, Metazoa, Porifera, Demospongiae, Tetractinellida, Geodiidae.